CAAAUGUAGUUGGAGGGAUAGAUAAUUUAUAUAGACCUAGUGGCUAGUCAAAGAUUGGGUGUAUGAAAUAAGAUAACUUGAACAUCACUUCCUGAUUUUUAUAGAAGAGGAUUUUCUGAUCUAAUAUACUGUAAAUUAGCCAAUCUUCCUGUUCAUACUAUAACAUUAUUGGACUAUUUUCUCUAUUAGAUUGUUGAAAAAAAAAAAAAAAAAAAAAAUGAGUACUAAUAAUAAUAUUGUGCAAGUGAGUGCUUCCUUAUAUGUUGGUGAUUUGGAUCCCGAUGUUACAGAGACUAUGUUAUACGAAAUUUUUAAUAGUGUUGCAGUUGUAUCUUCAGUCCGUAUAUGUCGUGAUGCAUUGACAAGAAGAAGCUUGGGAUAUGCAUAUGUUAACUACAAUAGUGUUGCUGAUGCUGAGAGAGCAUUAGAUACCUUGAAUUUUACUUGUAUUCGUUCACGCCCAUGUAGAAUUAUGUGGUGUUUACGUGAUCCUGCAUCUAGAAGGAACAAUGAAGGUAAUGUAUUUGUGAAGAAUCUCGACAAAUCUAUUGAUAAUAAGACUUUAUUUGAUACAUUUAGUCUAUUUGGUAAUAUUAUGUCUUGCAAAAUUGCAACUGAUUCAGAGGGUAACUCAUUAGGUUAUGGAUUCAUACAUUUUGAACAUCCUGAAAGUGCUAAAGAAGCAAUUGCACGAUUAAAUGGUAUGAUACUUGGUGACAGACCAAUAUAUGUAGGGAAAUUCCAAAGAAAAGCUGAGAGGUUUUCAGAAAAGGAUAAGACUUUUACUAAUGUAUAUGUUAAACAUAUCCCCAAAACAUGGAGUGAGGAAACUCUUCACACAUUAUUUGGAGUAUAUGGUAAGAUUAGCUCUCUUGUUCUCCAAUCAGACUCAAAAGGUAGACCUUUUGGUUUUGUCAAUUUUGAAGAUCCUGAAUCUGCAAAGAAGGCUGUUGCUAAUCUUCAUAAUGCUUUAGUUACACCAUUAGGAGUUGAAUUGAAUAGUAACAAUAGUGAAAGAACGGAAUCUGGUAAAGAUGACGGUUUAUCCUCAAUAUCAUCAAAUACUGAGUCAUCUGAUGAAACUGUCGAAUCAAAUGACUACAAACAAAGAAAUGAUAAGGAAGAUCCACAGGAAGCUGAUGUAGAGAAGAAUUCAGACGAAGAGAAUUCAGUACCUUUUGAUGUCCAACCAAAUAGAUUGUAUGUAUCUAGAGCUCAGAAGAGAAAUGAGAGACAAGUUGUUUUAAAAUCACAGCAUGAGGCCGCACGUGAAAGUCAGAAUAGGUACCAAGGAGUAAAUCUAUAUGUCAAGAAUUUAUCAGAAUCAAUGACAGAGUCUGAUCUGAGAUCAUUAUUUGAGCCAUACGGUACAAUAUCUUCUGUUAGUAUUAAGACUGAUGAAUCUGGUAUCUCUAGAGGUUUUGGAUUCGUCUCAUUUUUAUCUCCAGAUGAGGCUACAAAAGCUAUAACUGAGAUGCACCUUAAAUUAGUAAGAGGUAAACCACUGUAUGUUGGAUUACAUGAACGUAAAGAACAACGUGCUCUAAGACUCCAACAGAGAAUUCGUGGAGGUACAGUACCACCAGUACUAAGACCUGGCACAAUCCCUCCUGGUCCACCUACUGCAGUUCAUGGAGCUCCAAUGCAAUUUGGAGCUCCUCCUCAGAUGUAUUUUAUUCCAGGUAACCCUGCUGUUGCAGCUACUGCAGGUAUGCAACAUAAUCGUACUCCUAUGGUUGGUUCUUUCCCAAAUCAAGGUGUAAUGGCAAGUCCAUGGCGUCCAAAUCCAACACGUAUACCAUAUGGGACGGGAGCAUUACCUCCUCAAAUGACAGCUCAAUCUGUCGGUUAUAAUCCUGGUGUAAAUGGAAUUCCAUCUAAUAAUGGAUCUAUUCCUCAAACAGGACCACAGUCUGUUAAUCCAGCUCAAAAUAUCCGUACAGGAGGUAAUAGUCAACGUAUUCAUAAUAGGCAUAUGCAAGGACAAGGUGGAAGUCGCCCUACACAUGGACACCAAGUGCAAAUACCUAAACAAAGUUUCAAGUUCCCAUCUCACAUAAAGACAUCUGAUCAACCACGUGUUGAUAUGAUCCCAGGUGGCUUAGUUAAUAUGGAUCCCUCAGGGAUAUCUUCGGUACCUAUGAUCCCACAAAGUGAUAUUCCUUUAACUGCCAGUACUUUAGCUACUGCAUCUCCAAGUAUGCAGAAACAGCUUUUGGGUGAACGUUUGUUCCCAAUUAUAGCUCAAUAUCAGCCAGAAUUGGCUGGGAAGAUUACUGGUAUGAUGCUAGAAAUGGAUAAUAAUGAGCUUCUUGAAAUUCUCAAUUCAGAUGCUGAAAUAAAGAACAAAGUAGAUGAAGCUAUGAUUGUUCUUGAACGCGCUCAAUAAGUGACUUCAUUUUAAGUCCAAUAAGAUAGUACACUGGUUACUAUUAUUCCAAAGGCGAAUACUAUCUUUUAACAGAAGUAGUGGCUGUAGAAAUUUCUGAAUAAGUUCUCUUCAUAGUAGCUUAUUACUUUUGUGGGAUGACACAAACAAAUGUAGAUACUAUUAAUGUCUAGUAUGAUAUAAAUAUUCGUUUCUAAAUAGUAUCACUUUCGUUUUGAUUACCUUUCAAGAUCAUCUAAUUACAACUAUGUCCACUUAUGCUUAUAGAUUCAUGUAGAUUGCAUGCAUUUGUAGGGGCGCGGAUUACACGUCAGUAAAUUAGUACCAC
Messenger RNA from Cryptosporidium muris RN66, 2717 nucleotides. RefSeq names its product polyadenylate-binding protein, putative. Gene Ontology annotation, molecular function: poly(A) binding; poly(U) RNA binding; mRNA 3'-UTR binding. The transcript has a single exon. Gene Ontology annotation, cellular component: ribonucleoprotein complex; cytosol; nucleus. The record is from RefSeq and is a predicted model, not a curated record. The coding region runs from base 218 to 2389 and encodes 723 amino acids. NCBI's taxonomy places the organism in Eukaryota, Apicomplexa, Conoidasida, Eucoccidiorida, Cryptosporidiidae.